This is a messenger RNA of Trypanosoma conorhini, 876 nucleotides long. RefSeq lists its product as uncharacterized. NCBI's taxonomy places the organism in Eukaryota, Euglenozoa, Kinetoplastea, Trypanosomatida, Trypanosomatidae. The coding region runs from base 1 to 876 and encodes 291 amino acids. The transcript has a single exon. The record is from RefSeq and is a predicted model, not a curated record.
AUGCCGCAGGACAAACGCCUCAUUGUGACGAAGGCCGUGGUACACAAAAUACAGCGGCUGUGUGGGGCUGACGCGGAGGCUGCCGCGGCGGAGGGCGUCUUCAUUGAGUUUGUCGUGCCCGCUGUGGUGGUUACGCAGUGCCCGGAGCUGCUCACCGAGCACGUUUUCCAGCUGCCGAAGCGCACCUACGCCAUGAACGGCCGCACAACAUGCCUCAUUGUUCCGCGUGUUAUUUCCGGUGAUGCGUUUAAGAUUAAUAAACGGCACGGGUACUACGACGCCGUGGUGACGGCGGAGGCCAUCUGUAAGCGGGACGACGCGGAGGCCGCGCGUCGGGCGGUGCUGGUAGCCAAGACCUUUUCCCACUUUGUUGUGGAUGAGCGGAUUGUGUCGAAGCUGCCGCCAUGCAUCACCGCCGCGGCCUCGGCGCCGUCGCCGGCGACCACGCAGGCGCGUGCAGUGGCCUCUUCCUCCGUGCCACGACCAGGAAUCCAGGGCGGGAAAAGGGACGCUGCGACUAAAGGCAGAGGCGGGAAGCUCGCAGAGUCGUCCCCGGCUACGCCGGCCGCAUCGUUGCCGAAGGCCUCGCGCAAAUGCAUCACCGCCCUGCGUAACCUCGAGGAUCGCACGAGUCUCACAUUUCGGCUCUCGCAGGGUGUCUUGGGCGGUGUAGUGCGGGCAAAGAACUCGGGGCAGUUGAUCUUUCGUGUGGGUCACGCCGGCAUGACGGCGGGUGACUUGUGUGAAAAUGCAAAGUGCUUUAUUUUUGCCCUGAAGAGGGACUUCCCCACUGUGUGGAAGUACAUUCACGAGUUCAAGAUGACGUCCAAUGUAACGGAGCCCAUCCGCUUUAUGGAAGUUCACAUUCGGAAGUGA